Molecule: messenger RNA, 1158 nt
Organism: Ylistrum balloti
Lineage: Eukaryota; Metazoa; Mollusca; Bivalvia; Pectinida; Pectinidae
Product: prostaglandin E2 receptor EP4 subtype-like
Exons: 2
Coding region: 1-1158 (385 amino acids)
Biological process (GO): adenylate cyclase-activating G protein-coupled receptor signaling pathway; positive regulation of cytosolic calcium ion concentration; inflammatory response
Cellular component (GO): plasma membrane
Molecular function (GO): prostaglandin E receptor activity
Source: RefSeq, a predicted model, not a curated record
AUGACGUCAGUAUCUACCCCUUUCAUAGCCACCACAGAUGACGUCACUCCUACGACUUGGAAUCUCGUCAGUUCCACGCCAAAACCCGGGAAAGAUCUCCCCGUCCUACCAGUAGUAAUGAUGCUCUUGUUUGGCGGAACCGGAAAUAUUCUAGCUUUGGUUCUUCUCAUUUGCACGUCACGAAAACACAAAUGGCGGACAUUUUACCGGCUCGUGUUGGCCCUCGCAGUCUCGGAUUUUAUAGGCCUCGUUGGCCCACUUCCGGUUUCCAUUACCGCUUAUGUCAAUAACAAGAAAUGGAUGGGAGGGCAAGCGGUGUGUGACUUGAUGUCGUUUUUCUUUAUAUUUGCUGGAAUGACAUCGGCGAUGCUUGCAGCAGCAAUGUCCUUAGACCGUUUUCUGGCUGUGUGGUUCCCAUUUUUCUACACUAAUGUGUUAGGUAAACGUCGUGUUAACAUCACAAUGGCAGGGAUAUGUACUUUUGCAUUCAUCUUGGCUUGCCUACCUUUAAUGGGUAUAAACGAGAAUGUCCAUCAGUUUCCUGGAACUUGGUGUUUCUUUAAUCAGUUUGCUACAGACGCCGGUGGUAAGCUGUUUUCUUACCUUUAUGCCUCUCUCGGGAUGGGUAUGGUCGGGAUGAUGGUGGUCCUAAAUACAUUGGUCAUUGUAGUGCUGAUCAGACGGAGGCUCCUAAAAACUAACCAUGAAGGUCGGGCGACCUCAGAGUCACGGCGAGCUGGUGACGUGUUCAACGUGGUGUUCCUAGUGGUGCUCAUGAUGGUGUUUACUAUCUGCUGGCUUCCGUUAAUGGUACGAAUAUUAAUCAACCAAUCAGCGCUCGGCGAUAUCGACCGUUUAAGUGACCUGAUGGUCAUGAGGCUGGCUCUGGCAAAUCAAAUCAUUGAUCCCUGGAUAUAUUUAAUUCUUCGGAAAGACUCCAUAACUACGGUUAUCAAAAUAGGAAAACGUGCUCUUAACAAGGGAGGUUUUCUAAAACGGAAGUAUCCAGAAAACGUCCGAACCGGAUCUGGUAAAACUUGCUCGACCGCGACGAGUACAGCUGGAGAUCGUACAUCGGAGAGUCGUACCUCGGAUGAAGAAUCGGAAAUGGAGGUUGAGGUACAUGCGCGGUGUGGACACGAACUCUCCCAUGUUUAG